Messenger RNA from Pyrus x bretschneideri (Chinese white pear), 2325 nucleotides. Its product is annotated as TMV resistance protein N-like. The transcript has 4 exons. Gene Ontology annotation, biological process: signal transduction; defense response. The record is from RefSeq and is a predicted model, not a curated record. Gene Ontology annotation, molecular function: ADP binding. NCBI's taxonomy places the organism in Eukaryota, Viridiplantae, Streptophyta, Magnoliopsida, Rosales, Rosaceae. Bases 82 to 2325 code for a protein of 747 amino acids.
AGGGGGUCGUUGACCUGCAGUCUUGAGUUUGUUAAGGGGCUACACGAGACUCACAUUGGGCUGUCGAUCUUGUGCUUGUUGAUGGCUUCUUCUUCUUCAUCUGUUCCUGAUUGGAAAUAUGAUGUCUUCUUGAAUUUUCGAGGCGAAGACACUCGCAGGACCUUCAUUGGCCAUCUCUACAAAGCUCUAGUUCAGAACUCAAUCAACACGUUCAUUGACGCUGAACAGCUCAGAAAAGGCAACGGCCUUUCGCAGCUACUCACAGCUAUAAGCGACUCGAGGCUUUCAAUUGUAGUUUUUUCUCAAAACUACGCUUCUUCCACAUGGUGCUUGAAAGAACUCGUCCAAAUACUGCAAUGCAUGGAUCAGAAGAAGCAGAUUGUGAUUCCCAUUUUCUACGAAGUAGACCCAUCUCAUGUUCGUAAAAUCGAGGGAAGUUUUGAGAAAGCUUUUUCUAAACAUGAACAUGAUCCUAACGCCGACAUGGAGGAAGUGCAGCGGUGGAGGUCCGCUCUACAAAGAGCCCCCAAUUUAUGUGGCUGGGAUUCACAAAAUUACCAGGAUGAUGCCAAGCUUAUUGAGUUGAUUGUAGAUGAUAUUUUUAAGAAAUUGAUCAACAACUUAUCAAGUGAAAAGAGUGGCUUGGUUGGAAUGGAUUCCCGCUUACAGAAAAUGGAUUCACUAUUAUGUCCUGAGGUCGGUAACGUUCGCCUUGUUGGAAUAUGGGGUAUGGGCGGUAUAGGCAAAACCACCAUCGCUAGAGCUGUGUAUGACAAAAUCAAUCAUCACUUCGAAGGUCGCUGCUUUCUUGAAAAUGUCAAGGGACGUUUUCCCUCCACUGAUGCAGGUGAAGCACCACUAGAUAUGCAGGCAGAACUUCUAUCUAGUAUCACAAAUAUGAAGGUGGGGAGUUCAGAGAUUUUGAGAAAUGGCUUUCAGAAGAUGAUGGAAAGAGUCGGUAAGAAAAAAGUUUUACUUGUUCUGGAUAAUGUGGAGAGUUCAUCCCAAAUUGAAGCCUUAAUUGGAAAGCAACCUUCAUUUGGUGGCGGAAGUCGAAUCAUUAUAACAACUAGAGAUAAGCAGUCACUAAGUAGACUUGGUGAUCAGAUAUAUGAGCCCGAGUUGUUAAAUGACGAUGACGCUCUUGAGCUGUUUAUGCAGUAUGCUUUCAGUACAAAGCAACCCACAGAAGAAUACAUUGAUCUGUCAGGCCAUUUCAUAAAAUAUGCUCAAGGUUUGCCUUUAGCACUUAAAGUCUUGGGAGCAUUUCUCGAUAACAAAAGUGUACUUUUGUGGAAAGAUGAGUUAAAGAAAAUAGCGAAAAACCCGCACCUGGGAAUUCAGAAAGUCCUUAGAACAAGCUUUGAUGGACUAGAUGGUUUACAGAAGGAAAUAUUUCUUGAUAUUGCAUGUUUCUUUAAACAAAUGAAGAAAGACUUCGCAAUACGGAUUAUGGAAGGUUGUGACUUGCAUCCCCAUACCGGAUUAGACGUCCUAGUUGGAAGAGCUCUUGUCGUUAUCUCAUCUGACGGUGUACUUGAGAUGCAUGAUUUAUUAGAGGAAAUGGGUCGUGAAAUCGUACGUCAGGAAUCUAUAAAAGAGCCCGGGAGGCGCAGUAGGCUGUGGAGCUAUGAAGAUGUGCAUCAUGUGUUAACUCAAAAAACGUUGAGAAAUGCACUCCCCCUCCCCUCCAUUAAUGCUACAGAAGCAGUUGAAAGCAUAAUUGUGCGUUGGCCACAUGGAGACAAUGUGGUGAAAUUAAACACCGCUUUUGUUGAAAUGACAAAACUAAGACUACUCAAAGUCUAUACCCACUAUUUACGACCACCGAUCAGGAAGUCCGUUGAUCAAUGGAAAUACGAGGAUCUAAAGUUUCUCUUUAAAAAAUUAAGUUAUCUAUUCUGGGACAAAUGUCCCCUAAAGUCUUUAUCAUCCAAUUUUAACCCAGAGACUCUUGUUGAAAUUGACAUGCAAUAUAGUUGGGUUGAACACCUCUGGAAAGGAACUAAGUUUCGAAGCACUGCACCUAUGAUUAAUGCGAUGGUCCCAAACAAUGAGCAAAAUAAGAAAGUGGAUGAUGUGGAAUCCUGCCUCCCCUGGAAGGAUGAUUCAGAAACUUUGACUGAUCCUGAGGAGUCAAGCUAUGUGGAAUCCCUCUUCCCCGGUAGGAAUGAUUCAGAAAUUUUGAUUGAUCUUGAGGAGUCAAGCUAUAUGGAAGAGAUGAGGCAGCGACAUUUGGAAGAGACCAGGCAGGGACAUCGACGUUUGGAAGAGAUCAAACGUCGACGUUUGGGGCUGGGGUUUUACCACAAAAGGUCUCAGUAA